This is a messenger RNA of Schistosoma bovis, 330 nucleotides long. The record is from the annotation of a GenBank genome assembly. NCBI's taxonomy places the organism in Eukaryota, Metazoa, Platyhelminthes, Trematoda, Strigeidida, Schistosomatidae.
AUGGCAAACGCUGUGCAAAAUGCUGCAAUCGUAUUAAUACUUUUUUCUAAAUCAUACCAACAUAGUGCAAAUACUAGAGCAGAAGCUGAAUACACUCGAAAACUAAACAAACCAACUAUUUUUCUUCGUGUCGAGUCGAAGUUUGUUCCAAGUGGUUGGCUGGGUUUCAUGAUAGGCGAGAGUCGUUAUAUUGACUUCUCCGGGAAAUAUCCAUAUGAGGAAAAAUUUGAAGAAUUAUGCACCACAAUUCACAAUGUUAGUCGUGGAUCGAUCACGGUAAAACCUGAGAAACCAAAAAAAACGGGAGAAUAUUCAUGCGUUUCAAUGUGA